This is a messenger RNA of Rhipicephalus sanguineus (brown dog tick), 4007 nucleotides long. RefSeq names its product cytochrome P450 302a1, mitochondrial. The record is from RefSeq and is a predicted model, not a curated record. Lineage: Eukaryota; Metazoa; Arthropoda; Arachnida; Ixodida; Ixodidae. Gene Ontology annotation, molecular function: heme binding; oxidoreductase activity, acting on paired donors, with incorporation or reduction of molecular oxygen; monooxygenase activity.
UCCAGAACAACCGAAAUGAUGAUGAGAUGCCUAUCGAGAAGGCUCCUAAGCGCGGUACGUCCGACUGGUUGCCGGGAGAGCAGCUCGCUAACAGCUGCGGCCACCGAGAAGCAGCGCCCCGUGGAGCACGAUGUGUGCCCCGUACACGGAGACAAGCUGCAGCAGCAGUUGCAGGGCCUCAGAAACCGGCCGGUCGGUGCAGCCGGCGACACCGUAAGGCCGUUCCACGAAAUUCCUGGCCCUAAACCGUUGCCGAUCAUCGGAAACAUCUGGAGAUACCUGCCGCUUAUAGGAGAUAUGGACCUGACACGCAUGCACCGGAACGCGCGGAAGCUUCUCGACCAGUACGGGACUCUGGUUCGAGAGGUGGUCGUGGGGGACCGCGUGGUCGUGCACGUGUUCGACCCGCGAGACAUGGAGCACGUGUUCCGACACGAAGGACGCUACCCGGCGAGGCUGUCGCACCGGGCGCUACUCAAGUACCGCCGCGAGAGGCCACACAUGUACAACAGCGGAGGACUGUUUCCUUCGAAUGGUGAAGAGUGGUUCAGGCUGCGACACACGUUCCAGAAGCCACUGAUGCAGCAGGGCGCCAUGUCUGUCUACGUCGACGUCUUGCAAGAGGUCACCCUGGACGUCGCCAACCUGAUACGGCAAACGCGGGACAGCAGCACGCACGAGAUUGAAGACUUCCUCGAGCAGCUGUACCAGUGGGCCCUGGAAUGCACGGGUGUUCUGGCACUGAACACAAGGCUGGGCUGCCUGCAGCAGUGUCUAAGCAGUGACUCGGAGCAGUCGCGGCUCGUGGAGGCCGCAUCGGAGACGCAUCGCAUCAUCAUGGUGACUGAGAACGGCCUGCCUUUCUGGAAAGUGUGGAACACCCCUGCCUACAGGCAACUGGUCCAAUCGCAGGACUUCAUGGCCAGUGUAGUCAGCAAGUACCUGGAGAAAGCCAAAGUGGGGGAGGAGGGUCCUGAGACUGGGAAAGAGCGCACUGUGCUCGAGAAGUUCCUCGCAAUGCCUGACGUCGACCUCAAGGACGUCUUCGCCAUGAUACUCGACAUAUUCCUUGCCGGCAUCGACACGACAGCAUACUCGACCACGUUUAUCCUCUACUACCUGGCCACGAACCGGCGGUGUCAGGAGAGGCUGGCUCUCGAGCUGGCAUCCCUGCUGCCAACCAAAGAUUCAAAGAUCACCGCGGAACAACUUCAAGAGGCUGUGUACCUCAAAGCCUGCAUCAAGGAAAGCCUAAGGCUUAGCCCCAUCGCGAUUGGAGUCGGCAGGGUUCUUCCGGAAGACAUCGUGCUCUCAGGAUUCAAUAUACCAGCAGGGGUUGUUCGCAAUUUCGUCUUGGAGUACAAGCACGAGGAUCUCGACUGCUUCACUCGGCUCAUCAACGUUCCAGACAAGCCACUCAAGAUGACUUUCAUCGAUAGAAAUUCAUGAGCCCCGAAGGACCAAAGAUGCGCCGGACAUUUUUUUUUUUUUCGAGCACUUUUUACGCUUCCAAAUGAAUCGAGCUUUCCCUCGUGUGCUCUGCUCCUGGCGAAGAAAGAAAGUCCAGCAUCCCUCUCCAACUCGACUAAAUACUUUUGCCAGAGAAGAAAUGAUGAAUGUAUGCAGUGCCAACGCGGUGGGCGAGAUGUUACCCAUUAUUUGUACAGCUGCAAGAUGCAUCGCGGUGCCCGGGACCAGCCUUUACUGGCUUUCAUGUCUUCCUGAGACUUUGCCACACCCGUCAGUCCUUGCGUUUACAUCUAGGAUGAUACUUCGUGACUAGCAAGUCAUCGGGGCGCCACAGAUAUCUCUUUUCAGUAAUUCAGCGCCAAUGCUGGUCUGCACUCUUUUGUAAGAGGCCGCGGGUUCGAAUUACGACCACACCGAACCGCUUUCUGGUGAAGGAGAGUCGCGACUAACGACGUACAGUGUCUUGUUAGAUUCAAGCGUAUCUAAGGGGGCGCGUCGAAGCAACUGUUGUGUUUUCGCCACUUUAUUCACAAUGCUGCAAGCAACCAAUUUUGGCAGUUAUGUGGUGUAUGCUACACAUUUAAGAAGAAAGACCUGUUUCGAGGAACUUUGUUAACCGAAGCCACCACCACAAACUCCGAUGUAAUGGAGCGCUGCGGUGCAAAAGUACAUGUUCGAUACUGAACUGUUCCGUCACUGAACGCAGCACUGAUCGCUAAUCUGCAGUUGCUUUCCGCGUACGUACGCUGUCGACGGUGCAAACUCUGACUAUAAAGCAUGAAAGUGCCUGAAAAAAAAAAAAAAAACAGAGCACCGUUUUCAACAUCAAACACUGCAUUCCGGGGAAUUGUCAUUCCGUGUUAUGGAAACAUGGAUAUGCGCACGCAGCAGUGUUAUACUAUAUUUUAUUUAGCUUUUAUACUAAUCUCAUUGACAUCAAAUAGAAGGAAACGAACUGUUUGUGCUGUUCAUUCCAUCUUUCAUUUCGUUUUUUCUUUUUUUUUUUUCAAAGCACCAGGAUUCGAGACAUGGCUGUUCCAAGUCUUUUUGCUCCUUCUUUGUUCAUAGAGCUACGCAUGCAGCAUCAAUGAAGGAAAAAAAAAAGAAAUCUAUAUUUUGAGAAGUUUGAAUGCUUUUGUCGAUGUGAUUGUUGGAACUCGUGGGUACAAAUAUGUUCGUUGUCAUAUACUUUGUACCUCAGAGUGUAAGGUGUCUCCUGUUUCACUGAAAAAAAAAAACAAAAAAUAAGUAUGGCAGCUACUUUCUCACACAUAGACUCGUCAUUUUUGUGUUUCUUCUUCUUUCGGUAACCGUAUGUGUACAAAAAAAUGUAUGGUAGCCUGUGCCGUACCUGCGGAACUGUCGAAUGCCAUGCAAUGUGAGCUGUUGAAAGCCACACUCACCCGGGCCCAUAUUCACAAAGACACUAAUAAUGCUCGUAAGAAAUUCAGCCAAUCCGGAUGCUAGGCAGAUCAUCCGGGUGCUAGACACACCACUAGCGAAUCCGGUUGACCAAUAGCGAAAAUCUCUUACGAAGGAAAAGUUUUGAAUAAAUUAGGCCCCUGUUCUGCGGAGUGACUUACUAAGCUCCUGAGAAAGGCACUUCACGGCUACUUUAACAACACAGGGCUUCCGAGAGCGGAGGACAGAGCAGUACUCUUAUGUACACUACAGAAGCCGCCUUAUGGCAAGACUUCGAGAUAUGUGCUCGAACGAAAGUAUAGUCAACUCAUGGACAAUAUUUCGUUUUGUUGGCAUCUGGUAACGUGUCUCUGGUCCUUGGUUGGUGUCGUUACAGCAAUUUUUUGUCUCUGCUAUAUAUAGAAACUAUGAAGAGAUUUUUAAGUAUAACGAGCACGAGAAGAUGUACAACUUCUGUCUUUUUUAAUGUUAACAGCAGAAUUUGGCUGAAUCGAUAAUGAUGUGCAUUCUUCUAUUAGAACAUCAAAUACAGAAACUAAAAAAAAUAGGAAAAAAAAACAGACCCGGCGAGGCACUCGUGAAGGUGGCUCGGCGGUUGCGAAGUCCAGCCUGCCGAGCAGAAUGUCGCGGGUUUGCACCAUGACGGUACGAUAGAGAGAGAACGUUUGUGUACUGCGAUUUAAACGAACCAAGAAUCUGAGCUUCUUCGUAAAGGUACCUAUAAGGGGUACAUAUGAGGUACAUAUAAGGUACAUAUAAGGUACAUAUAAGGUACAUAUAAGGUACAUAUAAGGUAGUUAUAAGGAGGUACAUAUAAGGAUUCUAAGUUGUACUAGUUUCGGUUCGCGUCAUACCCUAAGCAAUAAAUGCUCUGCUUCGUAAACACACUUGUAAAUUCCUACCGAGAAAAAUGCACUUGCUUCCUUCAUAUUUACCGUAACUGAUGCAAGAACCCAAAAUUACCCACAUAUUGCCACUUAAGAGUUAUUUCCUCAGUUUAGGCGUUUGCCUACGUCGCUUUCUUUGUAUAUGGUGACGCUCAAAACAAAGCUGCACAAACGGACAAAUAAAAUGAGAAGUGGACACGUUACAACAUUCGCAAGGACGCUGUUUGC